Molecule: messenger RNA, 648 nt
Organism: Gongylonema pulchrum
Lineage: Eukaryota; Metazoa; Nematoda; Chromadorea; Rhabditida; Gongylonematidae
Source: the annotation of a GenBank genome assembly
AUGGAUUCGAAGGCACCCUGGAGACGUUGCACAGACGCAAAGUCAUUGCGUGUAGCUCACAAAAUCAUACCGCGCUCACCUAUCCUCACCGAGUGUCUUUCAGUAGCCUCAUACAAGGGUGAACUGCAAGCCAUGUCCAACACCAUCCAAGAAAAUGCUGCCGCCCUCCUCUACCAGCAUCUCCGACGAGAUAUCUCCAGCGCCAACUUAGCUAUCCUUUCCUUCUAUGCCGAUACCCGAGAUGCGACGAAGCGGCGAAUCACGAACGAUUGUACGGAGAUCUGCACGAUCGACGGCUUUCAAGGGAAAGAGGCCGAUAUUGUCGUGCUCCUCACGACGCGCACCAUUCGCUCAGGCGACGCUACGGACGAUUUCUCGUUUUUAGCUGACCCGCAGCGAGUCACGAUUGCACUGUCGCGAGCACGACAUGGAUUGUUCCUGAUUGGCGACUUCGAACUUCUGCUGCAGUCAUCAACAUGGCGCUUAUAUAUCGACAAGGUCGCAGAAUAUACUCCAAUAUUCCGGCAAUCAUGUAUCAGUCAGCUGCAGUGUGGGUUCGAGCGAUCUGGCGAAAUAAUCGUGGAUCUAUUGGGAGAUGACUUAUUUCCGGACUAUUCCUUUGAUCAGAAUGAACAAUGGCGACGAUAA